AUGCUUGCUUGGAUUCUGACAAUUCUGGUCACAAUUAUUUUAAUGAGAGCGUUGUCCAACCAAUGGCGAAUUUUAUAUUAUUCUUUUAAAAUCCCUGGACCACUGGCUAUCCCUCUAGUAGGGAGUUUUUUCCUCAUCACCAUGCCAAAAAAAGGUAUAAUAAACGUUUUAAAAGAAAAAUGUAAGUGGUAUUAUCCCCUGUGUAAGAUCUGGGCAGGUCCGGAAUUGUACGUUUUCACAAAUAGGCCGCAGGAUGUGGAAACCGUGUUGACCACAUUUUUAGAAAAGUCCAGUGUUUAUAGGCUUUUCGACGAUGUUGCAAAAGAUACUCUUUUGACAGAGAAUGCCUUUUUGUGGAAAGUCAACAGGAAAUCACUAGAUCCCUCCUUCAAUAUACAACUUUUAAAUUCAUUCCAUGACUCACAUGUCGAAUACAGCAAACGUCUUGUAAAUAUUUUGGAAAAUACUACUGGGACCGAACAGACGGAUUUGAUAACAGAAGUGUGGAAGAUAAUUCUGGACAAUCUUAUAGAAACCAUGACAUGCACCCAACCAUCUUUGCUCCCAAAAAGAUACGAUUUUAUCAAAGCAGCGGUAGAACCUGGCGACGUAUUUGUCCAAAAAGCGUUCAAAUUCUGGCUCCUUAUCGAUUUUUUUUGGAAACGUUCGAAUUUGUUUCAAAAAAACGCUUUUUAUUGCGAACAGGAACGUGUAUUACCCGGUGACGUUUUGAAUCUGGUGGAACGUGCAUAUGAAUCUAAAAAUUUUGAAAAUAACCCGAUGAGGGAAAAAUGUUUUCUACCCCACUUGGUUAAACUAAGCCGGGAGACGAAUGCAAUUUCGAGGAAUAAAAUUGUCUCUGAAAUUGUCAUUAUGUUCAGUGCUGGCUCUGAAACCUCAGCUGUGACGCUUACUUCAGCUCUAAUGUUCUUAGGAAUGAAUCCUGAUAUUCAGGACAAGGUUUACGAAGAAAUCAUUUCAGUUCUUGGAGUUACAGAAGCGGAUCCAACUCUAGCAGACCUUAAUCGUUUGGACCUCGUAGAGCGGGUCCUUAAAGAAACAAUGAGACUAAUUCCAGUUGUUCCGAUAAUCAGUAGAAAAAUCGACUGGGAUAUCAAAUCAGAUUCGUAUGUCUACCCAGCUGGUUCUAACGUUGUCAUUCCAAUUAUAUCCCUACAUAACGAUUUUCGCGUCUGGCCAGAACCAGAAAAGUUCGAUCCAGACAGAUUUUUACCCGAAGAAGUCGAGAAAAGACACCGCUGUUCUUACAUUCCUUUCAGCUAUGGUGCCAGAAAUUGCAUUGGUUGGAAGUACGGCAUGAUGUCAAUGAAAGUCUAUCUGACCAUGCUCAUUCAAAAGUUUCACGUUAAAACUUUAGAACCGAAACCAAUGGACGAAAUACAAUUGGAGUACAUGGUGGUGUCGAGACCCAAGAACGUACGUUUAGUAUUCGAGAAAAGAAAGUAAUUAGUGUCAGUGUAAUUUGUAAUUAGAAAUGGAAAAUAUA
Molecule: messenger RNA, 1507 nt
Organism: Zophobas morio
Lineage: Eukaryota; Metazoa; Arthropoda; Insecta; Coleoptera; Tenebrionidae
Product: cytochrome P450 4C1-like
Exons: 10
Coding region: 1-1467 (488 amino acids)
Molecular function (GO): oxidoreductase activity, acting on paired donors, with incorporation or reduction of molecular oxygen; monooxygenase activity; iron ion binding
Source: RefSeq, a predicted model, not a curated record